Erpetoichthys calabaricus (reedfish) is the source of this 2269-nucleotide messenger RNA. RefSeq names its product DNA primase subunit 2 (gene prim2). NCBI's taxonomy places the organism in Eukaryota, Metazoa, Chordata, Cladistia, Polypteriformes, Polypteridae. Gene Ontology annotation, cellular component: alpha DNA polymerase:primase complex. The record is from RefSeq and is a predicted model, not a curated record. Bases 217 to 1734 code for a protein of 505 amino acids. Gene Ontology annotation, biological process: DNA replication, synthesis of primer. The transcript is spliced from 14 exons.
CUUCGCAAUUGGUUUACAGCGAAUCCGUCACUUCCUCGCGCGCCAGUUGGAUGCGCGUGUUGGCGGGUUUUGCAGGGAGGAAGGUCGGUGCAGUCAGUGUGCUCAGCCGCGGCGGUGGUAAGCAGUCAGUGGGACAACGCGUUGUGCAUCUAGCUUCAUGUCAUAUUUUUAUACCGAGUGUUUUUGAGGGAUAUUUCCUUUUCUAAAAGAGACAUCAUGCAGUUUUUCAGAAAACAGAGGAUUUCACGUCUGAAUGGAGAUCGUCAGGCCGAUAUGUAUCCACAUAGCUUGCAGUUCUAUGGACAGCCACCAACUGAAAAUAUUUCCCUUGCCGAGUUCGAGACAUUUGCUGUUGACAGGUUAAGACUUCUUAAGACAAUUGAGAACAUAGGAGUGAGUUAUGUAAAAACAAGUGAACAGUACUCUAAAAAGCUGGAAGCUGAACUACGAAAGUUGCUUUUUCCAUACAGAGUGGAUGUGGAUGAAAAAGAAUUGGGCAAAGAAUAUGAAAAAAGAAGAAAAGACCACAUCUCCCAUUUCAUUUUGCGACUGGCCUACUGCCAAACGGAAGAUCUGAGGCGUUGGUUUAUUCAACAAGAAAUGGAUUUAUUUAGAUAUAGAUUUCAUGAAAUUCCUGAAGAGCAUUUCCAGAAUUUUCUGAAUACCAACAACCUUAUCUAUAACUCUAUCAAUGAAGAAGAAAGGAGGAUUGUGAAACUCUCGAUCAUCCACUCCAAUGCAAACAUAUCCGCUGUAAAACUUGAAGAAAUGGAGAUUUAUAAGGUGCCGUUCCAAGAUGUCCUUGAUUUAGUGCGAAGUCGAAAAGUCUAUCUUAAAGGUGGAUAUACGUAUAUUCCUCAUAAGGAAAUUGUCACCGUAGUCCUGAACGACUUUCGAACCAGACUCUCAAAGGCGCUUGCAGUAACUGCGAGGUCACUGCCAGUAGUACAUUCUGAUGAACGUCUCCAGCCUUUGCUUAAUCAUCUCAGCCAUGCUUAUGUGGGACAAGACUACAGCAUUCAGAAAAAUAUUGGGAAAAUUUCACUAGAGCAGAUUGAUAAUCUUUCCUUGAAGUCCUUUCCUCUUUGCAUGCGCAACCUGCAUAAGGCUCUGCGAGAAAACCACCAUCUCCGCCAUGGAGGACGAAUGCAGUAUGGCCUCUUCCUCAAGGGCAUUGGUUUAACCUUGGAGCAGGCCUUGCAGUUUUGGAGAGCGGAGUUUGUCAAGGGCAAGGUGGAUGCAGACAAGUUUGACAAAACGUAUGCCUACAGUAUACGGCACAGCUUUGGUAAGGAAGGCAAGCGCACUGACUAUACACCCUUCAGCUGUAUGAAGAUAAUACUGUCCAAUGCGCCCAGCCAGGGGGACCACCAUGGGUGUCCUUUUCGGCACAGUGACCCUGAGCUGUUGAAGCAGAAAUUGCAGUCAUACAAGAUCCCUGGAAAUGGGAUAAACCAGAUCCUGGACUUGGUCAAGGGAAUGCAUUACCAGCUUGCUUGUCAGAAGUACUUUGAAUUGACACAUGGCGUGGAUGAUUGCAACUUCUCUCUGAACCAUCCAAAUCAGUACUUUGCAGAAAGCCAAAGUUUACUUAAUGGCAAAGACGUGAAGAGAGAGGCCCCUGCCAAAAUUUCUGGAGGAUCCCAAGAGACCCCUGCCAAUGUUAAAAUGGCAGAAAGCACAAGUUCAGCGGAAAUGGAUGAUUUGGAGUUGCUUUUUCAAGACGCUCCGUAAUGCAGGCCUGGGUACCGAGCUGUCAGUCAGUGGCUUAUUGUAUUUUACAACUGAGUUGUAAUUCAGGAGCCUCAGUGUCGUCAGCAGGGAGGUUGUGUUCUUUGUCUCGGUCCUUGAAUCUCACUGUUUGUUACUGUCAGCGUUCAACCCGAGAACCCCAUGCUUCAAUUGCCAUCUGUUUUUGCAGUGCGCUUUUUAAAUUGCUGUUAUCUCGAUUGCAGGUUCCUUUACCCUUUGCAUUCAUUCCCCGUUUUGGAUGCUUUUCAUCACAUCAUUCUUGAAACAUUUCUGAAGUACUUGCCUAAAACAGAUGUAUCCGUAUGUAGUUUGCUCUUUAAACCAAUUAAACAUAUGCUUCCUGCUAGGAAAAUUGGAAAAAAAUGCACAUGCUGCUUGAGUCCUGCAGAAUGCGUUGUGAUUGAUGGGCCUUGCAUAAAUAUACAUGACCGUCAUUUUUAUCUUUUAUAAAUCUGUUUACAGUUUUCCAAUAUAUUAUUCUUUGAAAAUAUGUAAUAAAAGCAAAAAUGUUUCUUAA